AGUUUUAGGAUUUUCCUUUUAGUUCUUCUUUUUGGGCUCUUUUGUUUAUAAAAUAAGCCAUCAUAUAUUGCCAAGUUGAAGCGAAAAGUCACAAGAAAGAAAGAUUUCACAAUCUUUGCACUUUUUCUCACAGUUGCAACCACAUUCUCACCUUUUCUAUCAAUGCUAGCGUACCUCAAAUAUUUUCUUAUUAACCAUUUUUGAGGAUAUUUUUGCCAUUUAUAGAAAGAGGUAAUGAGUUUGCCAGAAUGUGGAUUUCUUUGCCACCGAUGACAGAUUGGAUGAGAAGGACUAGCGGACCUGCCUUGAUUCGUUUGCGCAGAAAGAGCAAUGAUGGGUCCGCGCCACGUGAAUUUCAAGAAAAUGUGUGCUUUGUGGGGGGAAGAGCUGUGAUUGGUUAUGCUGGGGACCCCUUGGGGCCUAUGUGUGGCCUUAGUGAGAAUGGAAGAAUGGACAUGGAGAUGGAGAUGACAUGUUGUUGGAACUCCAAAAUACUAUUCCCAAUCUCUUGCAAUGAAUUUGAAGCCUUAGUUCCCUGCAAAAGGGACAAGCCAGAGUGAUUAUCUUGUUUAUGCUUCGAUUUGCAAGGUAAUUAGUCUUGCACAAUUACUACAUUUUGGGUUUAGAUACAACUUGUUCAUGAGCAAUUAUGUACUUCGAAAUUUGCAGAUUUAAUAUAUAUUAGGAUUGAUCAUUUUCUGUACGGAUGGAGGAUAUGGGGCACCUGGUUUUUUACCCUAAAGCUUCUCUAGUAGAUCUUGAAGAAUCAAGGUGUUAUGAUGCAGAAAAAGAAGUAAAAGUUUAGGUGCCUGCAUUUUUUAAGACAGUAUUGCUUUUAGGGUUUAUUUUAUCUCAGAGAUGAGCAUCAAUGGAUGGACAUUCCAUCAGCUAUCAUGAUUGAUAUGAAAAAGCCUGCAAGCAGAUCAGUAUGUGACAGAGGGUAUGUUGUUUAGAUCCUUGUCAGGACAUGAUUUGUAUGCUUUAAAGACAUAAGGUUUUUCCAUGUUUUCUGCCAAAUUGUUGGUGUUUGGGGGUGUUUUUUAAGAUUCUAUGCAACCAAAUAAUCUAAGUGCAGCAAGUAUAAUAAAGAACAUGUCAUCUCUU
Molecule: messenger RNA, 1104 nt
Organism: Cornus florida
Lineage: Eukaryota; Viridiplantae; Streptophyta; Magnoliopsida; Cornales; Cornaceae
Exons: 2
Coding region: 249-560 (103 amino acids)
Source: RefSeq, a predicted model, not a curated record